UCCGUUCCGCCCCAAUAAAUCCCCCACCCACCUCUCUCACUCUCUCUCCGACACGCGCUCUCCUCCCCGUCCCCUUCCUCCUCACCGACGGCGGCGGCGGCGGCCGAGAUCCCGGAUGGGGUCCCGCCCACCUUCAGGUUCCGGCCGACGCAGCGCGAGCUCAUCGAGUUCUACCUCCUCCCGCGCGCCCGCGGCCAGGAUCCAUUCCCCGGCGUCAUUAUCGAGGACGACGCGGCGGGGAGCUCGCUGCCCUGGGACCUCUUCGAGCGCCACGGACUGGGGGGCGAGGACGAGGCCUACUUCCUCGCGCGCACCGGCGGGGCCAGGAAGCCCGGCGCCCGCCAGGACCGCGGCUGCGACGGCGGCGCCGGGGCGUGGAAGUGGAAGAUGCAGAGCAGCGCCGACAAGGGCCUGCGCGUCGGCGGCGAGAGGAUCCUCUGCCGCAGGAGCAACCUCAGCCUGCACAUGGGCAAGGGCAAGAGCGGCGGCAGCGUGGGGUGGGUGAUGCACGAGUACACCGUCGCCGCGCCGCCGUGCCCGUCGCCCGUCAAGAUCUGCCACAUCGCCUUCACCGGCCACGGCAGGAAGCGGAAGCGCGUGCCGGAUGGCCAAGAAGACUACCCCAGUGAACACGCGUCCCGGCGCGCGCGCGUCGAGGCCGCGGCGGCCUGUGGCUGUUCUUCUGGGGAGAUGCAGAUGCUCGGUCCUGACUCCGGCGAGGUGGUGCCCGCUUCUGGAGAUGAAGAGCGCUCGCAGCUCGUCCUGACCGGCGGUGACAUCUUCCCUCAGAGUCCUCUUCUCGGAAGCAGCGAUUUCCUGGGCUUCCCCUCCACAGCGUCAGCCAAUGCGGAGCAGUACCAAGAGCUGGAGCAGCAGGUGCCGAGUACACAGGAGGAGGAGGAGCAGGUCAUGAUGCCACAGCUGAUGGUCCAACAAUCUGGCAUGGUGGAGCAGCUUUCUGCAGGGGAACUGGAGUUCUGGAGCUCGAUUGGGGUCGAUGUUCAAAGCACCAACUGUGCUGAGCAGGAGUUCUGGAGCUCGAACGGGGUCGACAGCAACAGCGUGGUCCCAGGCAUCGGCGACAUGGCAGGAGAUAACCAAGACCAGCAGGAGUUCUGGAGUUCGUUUACGGCUGAUGUCCAGAGCAACUGCACGGUGCCAGACAGGCAGAGGCUACUGCAUCACUUGCUAGGAGGGUAGUUUCUGCUCAUGAACUGGCAGAUAUUUGGAGAUUUUUGCAGCACAAGGAUGGAGCAGCUGUGCCUGGCACCAGCAGAACCGAUUUUUGCAGCUAGGAGUUGGUUUCUUGGGAUGUCAGCAGCUGCUUGUUCCACAUGUUUUUUUUCCCUGCAGUUACUGAUUUUUUUUCUGCAGUAACUGUAAUCUACUGAUAUAGAGUAGCACUCAUUUUGUAGCCCUAUAUAUGAAUUGAACCUAUCUAAAACUUUAAUUCUCUUAUGCUGGAAUUUCCAGUUUGCAAGUGUU
Molecule: messenger RNA, 1485 nt
Organism: Panicum virgatum (switchgrass)
Lineage: Eukaryota; Viridiplantae; Streptophyta; Magnoliopsida; Poales; Poaceae
Exons: 1
Coding region: 388-1200 (270 amino acids)
Biological process (GO): regulation of DNA-templated transcription
Molecular function (GO): DNA binding
Source: RefSeq, a predicted model, not a curated record